GGAAAAUCUAGCGGAGAAAAUGAGAUUCACACAAUUUUGUCAAAACUGCCCAUUUUUUUAACAUUUCAAAAUUUUCUCGAUCUUGCCACACUUCUCGAAGCCGCUCCCUGCUUAGUUCUGUCAGCAGCUUGACACAACUUCGCCGGGUGGAAGCUAGUCUUUCUGCUGCAUUUCUCUCAGGAGCGUUCGAGAAUAGCUAUAGCUAUAUCUGCCGGGUGACGUUAGGUCGAGGCGUACUCGCGGGAAUCGUCGCCGACGAUGGCGCUCUUUUCGGGUUGGGUGUUCGUCGUGAGGCCCGACCCCAAUGACGGGGCGCCAGCUCUGUUACCGCGUUACCUGGUGCUUGCGAAAGCAAGCCUGCUCAUGUACCGUCGCGACCCGAUGCUCGUGAAGAACGAGGAACCUGUGUCCAGCGGCGUGCUGACUCCGCAACUUGCGGUGGAGGACUGCGGACGAGAGGUUUACGCCGAUGGACGGGCUCUCCAUGCCUUCCGGGUGUACAACAAAGCCAUGCCGGACCAAGGCGGAAAGGUGGCAACCACCAGUGCAGGAGCAGCUCAGAAGUGGAUCACAGCCAUCGAAGAAUCGAUCAAGGAAUCUGAGACUGGCGGCAAGGUAGAGAAAGCAACUGUGGGGGAGCGCACUCUCUCUCGCUUGGUCUCAAUCGGCCAAGGCCUGGGCGACAUCUUCACUCGUGAGAUGCAGGCAGACGUGGACGUGGGAGGGGACGCGGUGGAAACCACCAAGUGGAGGAUCUUCAAAGUCGCUGACGGCCUUCGAUUCUUCCAUGAAGCAUCUGAGGAAGGGUUUGAAUCGCUGAUCAAGGCAGAGGGGGUGGUGGAGGCGUCGGCUGACAGCAUCUUCGAAGUGCUCAUGAGCACCAGCGCUGCUCUCUCAAUGCAGUGGGACACGUUUACAGUGGAGAAUGAGGUGGUGGAGGCAGUGGAUGGCCACACAGACAUCAUUUUCGCUAUUGUCACAAACAGGCAGUACACGCACGGGAGGCCCCUUGAGAAGGAAGUGCUGGCCUCUCGCACCUGGAGGCGCAACCACGACGGGUCCUAUGGCAUCACCACGUUCACCACCAACCACGACAGCAGGCCUGCGAACGCGCGCCGCCCUCGACUUGACUUCGCCUUGGGCUCAUGGGACAUCCUCCCUCUCACCCCCUCUCGUCCCAAGCACGGCCACGUCAAAUGCCUCGUGCGCCACGUCAUCGAACUCGGCUCUGCACCUCCCCCCUCCUCCUCCUCCUCCUCUCUCGCCUCCUCCGCCUCCUUUUCUCACUCCGCCGAAACCCCUCCCACUCCUAGCAGGCGCUCUGCCUCUCCCCACCACUUCCACCCCGGCUCCUCCUCCCCCAUGCACUCGCCUCUCCCCAACCCCGCACACGCGGUCGCGGGUGUGGCAAAAGCAGCAGCGGGGAGGCCAAUCUCUUUCAUAAAGGGUCUGAUGAAGGAGAAGAAGGAGAAGGACGGGAAGAAGGAGAAGGGGGGGAUAUGCUGAAGUCUGCGUCGGUGGCGGCGGGGGGAG
Molecule: messenger RNA, 1533 nt
Organism: Closterium sp. NIES-67
Lineage: Eukaryota; Viridiplantae; Streptophyta; Zygnematophyceae; Desmidiales; Closteriaceae
Source: the annotation of a GenBank genome assembly